UUUUUCCUUUUUCCCUUUUCCUUUUUUUUUCUUUUUUAGUUCAACGUAUUUCUUCCAAUAAUACAUUGCAAUUCACAUGGUCUUGGAAUAUCUCUCUCUCUAUAUAUAUAUACAUAUUGAGUGUUAAGGUGAACACUUAAACAAACCCUUGUAUUCCAAAAAUUCCUCAUUCAAAUCCUCUCUCAGUUUCUCAGUUUCUACAAUCAGUUGAGGAUACAAUAUUUGGGCUAGCUAGGCUUGUUGUUAAUUUAAGUAUAUUGUUGGGAAAAUGGAAUACUAUUGUGUAUCUUCAACCGACGCCAAAGGAAUUGGGAUUGGGAAGGUGAAGUGGCAGAGGAGGGGGAGGCGCGGCGGCCGGCACGGCGGCGGCUCUGUGCAGAUGAAGAUGAGGAAGCUGCAGCGGCUGAUCCCCGGAGGGCGGGGGCUGAAGCCGGACCGCCUCUUCUUGAAAACGGCGGAUUAUAUAAUGCAAUUGAGGUCUCAAGUUAAUGUUUUGCAAGCACUUUCCAAGAUUUACGAACCCACCCUAAUUUCUAAAUAUUGAUAUUUUUUUCUGUUUUCUUGUAAUCUUGUAUCCAGAAAAGAAAAAAAAAAAUUCAUUGGCAUUUUGGCCAUCUUCAUAUGACAUACACAUAUAUGGGAUUAUGUAUGUAUGUUUGUGUAGAUAAUAUCACAUGACUAAUUAUCUCUGUUA
Molecule: messenger RNA, 694 nt
Organism: Momordica charantia (bitter melon)
Lineage: Eukaryota; Viridiplantae; Streptophyta; Magnoliopsida; Cucurbitales; Cucurbitaceae
Product: transcription factor
Biological process (GO): regulation of DNA-templated transcription
Source: RefSeq, a predicted model, not a curated record